AUGAAGUUCGCCGCCGCCGCCGCCGCACUCAUCUCAUUCGUGAUCGUCGGCACUUCCGCCGAUGGUGGCUCCAGCGCCUGCCCCGGCGAAAUAUGCCCCCUGAGGCCCCUCCCGUUUGCGGAAGUAACGGCGUCACCUACAACAACCAAUAUGAGUUCGACAUUCAAAACUGCGACAACGGGGGGAUCCAAGUGGACAGUGCUGCACCAGGGCACGUGCAACAGGAGCGAGGGCGGCAAAUAA
Messenger RNA from Phytophthora sojae, 243 nucleotides. RefSeq lists its product as hypothetical. The transcript has a single exon. The record is from RefSeq and is a predicted model, not a curated record. NCBI's taxonomy places the organism in Eukaryota, Oomycota, Peronosporomycetes, Peronosporales, Peronosporaceae. The coding region runs from base 1 to 243 and encodes 80 amino acids.